Molecule: messenger RNA, 4941 nt
Organism: Brenthis ino (lesser marbled fritillary)
Lineage: Eukaryota; Metazoa; Arthropoda; Insecta; Lepidoptera; Nymphalidae
Source: the annotation of a GenBank genome assembly
AUGCUGUGUCCGGCGCGUUGCUCUUGCUUCCUUUGCAGAGAGCUACAAUCUUGCCGCGCUGAUACACGUAAGCCUAAACAUAACAUGUGCGACAACUUCAUUCUAAAGAAGGCGGAGGCCUGGGAGCCUAUGAAGUUUAUACGAGGUGCCGCGAGGAUGUCAGUGCGACACUGGCAAAGCAGGGAACCAAUCUCGCCAGCCAAAACACGCGUGUCGCCGCAUAAGUCUACUAGUUGCGAACAGUUGUAUCAACAGUCAGACGAAGGGCCCUUUGCAAUGCGCAAAUCGCCCAGCACAGAUCGUGUCAAGCAAAUCGAACAUAAACCUAUUUUCAAAUUACUUGGAAAUUCACGAUCUAAAAAAAAUAUUAGUGAUCAGGACGUCAGGAGAAGUGUUUUGAAUUUCAGGAAAAAUGAUACGCCUAGUUCCAAAAAUGUUCACGAAAAAUAUAUACCGUUGCAACGAGCAGCGUCACCACCAGAGCAUAUUUACAGUGAACCUAAGCAAUGGAGCACUCAAGACGACUGUUGCCGCCCACCUGUUUAUCAAAGCGUUGAGAAGAAAAUUGCAGCGAAUAAAGAAGCUGCGGAUAAAAAGAUAUAUAACAAUCGCCCUCCUUGCUAUGAUGAGUUAGCUGAAAGGCUGUCUCAUGAAAGAAGUAGAAAAGCUAAUAUACCUCUCACCGAAGGUGGAUUGGCCAAUAAAAUAACACAAAAUAACAAUAAAGUCGUUAUAUAUUUCGGAGAUUCCAUAAUUCGAAAGCAUAGUGAACAGAAGAAAGAAGAAGAUAAACAGAAGGAAAUGCAAAAAGAAGAAGCAAUAUAUGUUAAUAGAGAGAUAACUAGCGCAGAAAACUAUGAUCAAAACAAUGACGUUGAUAAAGGAGGAACGCAGCUGAUAUCUGAAAUAGAAGUACCAGAGGCUAUUUAUUCCGAAAUCAAAACUGAAGAUGUGAAAGAGGAUGAAGUGGUCAUCAAUGAUGGGACAUACAAAAAAGAUACUUUCGAAUCCACGAGCCCCGAUGGGUUCUUAGUAGUAGAAUUUGAAGGAAACUUUGAAAGAGCUCGUCAACUGGUUGAGCUUGUUCAUGGCAAUGGUCGAGUGGACCAAAACGAGGCUACCGUGUUGGAUCAGGAUGAUCAGUGCGACUGGAGUUUCAUCCAAGACUGGCGCAAACGGCCAUCAAGCGGGUGUCGGCCGGAGGACACGUGGUGCGCCAGCGUGUCGGGCGCGCGGGCGCUGCGCGUGCGCGUGGGCGGCGCGGCGGCGGCGCACGCGCGGCGCCUGUCGCCCCCGCCGCACGCGUACCGCGCCACCACCCCGCCGCCCCCCACCGACCCACCUGCUAAACCAAAUAUAGAAGAUCAACCUCCGACAUCACCAGAGACCCCCAGCGGGGCUCAGCUGAAGCCGGUGUCGGCGGUGUCACAAAUCACUGUCGCCAGCUCUCCAGUACGAAGUGCCCCAGUACAAAGCAGCUAUGCCCUGGAAAGGAGGACGAAGCAUGAACACCGUCCUGUUGAAACUGCCCCCAUACAGAAUGGUGUACGAGAGUGCAACAGUAGUUCUGAUGAGAACAGAUCGUCAGGACAUGCGUCGAUGUCGGACAGCGGUGGAGGUGACGCCGGCAGAGAUGAGCCGCGGAGAACUAGGCAACUCCCUCACGCUAGGACGAAGCAUCGACCACAUAAUAAGUUACAGUCUCCGUGGCCGGGCGGGGGCGGUCUCGAGGAUAUCAGGUCAGCCAUCAAACAACUGACGCUCCGGUCGCGGGACAGCAGCAGCACGGCCACCAGCGGAGCGUCCAGUGCGGGAGGUGGCAGUAAUAAUGGAGCACCAGAGAGUGGCAGUGCGGCAGAGGCCCGCCGCCGUCGCGCGCCGCUAGUGCGCCAGCCGUCCCUCGACACGGUGUGCACCAACGUCACUAGUGCUGACGAAUUUGUGUGGGUGGACUCGCACAAUAGGUUGGUCGAGCUCCGCUGUGUGCCGUGGACGCCGAGCGAGGUGAGCCGCGCGCUGCAGGCGGGGCGCUGCCGCGAGCUCACCAGCCGCAUGGCGCCCGACGCGCCGCCGCGGCUGGCCUACUUGUUACAGAGAGCGCUAGUGCGGAUAGCGCGGGAGGCGCAGCGCCUGUCGCAGAACUUCGGCUUCUGCUCCAAGCACGAGGUCGCCGGGGCCUUCCGCAUCGUGCUCAGCUCUCAGCUCGCAGACUCUUGCAUUAAGGGCUGCCAGCGCGCGGCGACGAUGUACGCGACGUCGGGUAGCGCGGCGCGGCGGCUGGGCUCGGCGGCGCGCGCGCGCACCGGCCUGGCGCCCGGCCGCUUCCAGCGCUGGAUGCUGGACGUGCGCGUCGCGCCCUUCGUGCACGAAUACGCAGCGAUCUACUUAUGCGCCGGCAUGGAGACACUCCUGGAGGAGAUAGCGCUAACAGCCGCGGGGUGCAGCGCGGGGGGUGCGCCAGGGGGUGCCGGGGGUGCGGCGGGUGUUGGGAGUGCAGCAGGAACGGGGGGUGCUAGUGUCACGCCCGCCGCCAUCGACCACGCCGUUGCUAAUACAGCCGACCUGUGGGGUCUGUUACAGCCCUACAGCCACCUCAAUGCAGGAAGAAUCGCUUCAGGAGCUCUAUCACUCUCAAGAUGGGAGUCAAUGAGCUCUUUAGGCUCCGGUUCAUCUCCCGGCGGUCCACGGACUGAACAGCGCCAGCUCGGAAUGAGUCAUGAUUCUGGCAUCACCACUAAUGGGUCCAGCGGAUCAGGCGCAUCAGCAGGCUCGAACAAUAGCGGCGGGUCCGCAGCGUCCGCAGCGUCGGGCGCGUCCGUGCUGCUGACAACGUGCGCGGGCUCGGCGGGCGAGCUGCGCGCCGUGCUGCGCCAGGUGCACCCGCGCCACCCGCCGCUGGCGCCCGGCGCCGAGCGCGCCUUGUACUACUUCAUGCGCUGUUCGCAGUUGGAGCACACGUCGAGCGGCGCGUCGGGCGCGUCGGGCGCGGCGGCGUGCGGCGCGGGGCUGUGGGGCGAGCGCGGCGCGGGCGCGCUGCCGCCGCUGGGCGAGUGGGUGCGCGUGGCGCGCGCGCACGCCGCGCUGCGUCCGCCGCCCGCCGUGCCCGAUGCCGACGACGUGCUGCAGGCCGCGCGCCUGCUGCUGCCGCACGCCGACUGCCCGCCCAGGCCGGUCACAUUAGAUGAAGCGAUAGAGCCAGCAUGGUCACGCUGCACGCGCACGCCCGACGAGCUGUCCCGUGCGGCGCUGGGCGUGGCGCAGCGGGCGCUGCUCAGCGGCCGCGCCGAGCUGGCGGGCGGCGUGCGGGCGCUGCUGCCGCCCGCUGGCAUCGACGCUGCUGAUGCUACUGGCUUGACUGCGCUGAUGAAAGCUGCGUUGGUUGGGGAUGAACAAGUUGUCGCUAUGCUGCUAGAAGCGGGCGCGGACCCCAACAUCGAGACGGCGGGCGCGGCGGCCACGCACUGCGCGCUGCUGUCCCCGCGCGCCUCGCACGCGCACGCGCCCGCACCCGCGCCCGCGCCCGCCGCGCCCGCGCCCUCCUACACGCCACCUACUGCUGGCUGGACGGCGCUAGUGUACGCGUGCAGCGGCGCGGGCGGCGGCGUGGAGGUGGCGCGGCGGCUGUUGGCGGCGGGCGCGCGCGUGGACGGCGCGGCGGCGCGCGGUGACGACGUCUGCACGCUCACGCCUUUGCAAAUGGCCUGCGGCGUCGGAAACUUAGAAUUGGUGCAACUGUUGCUAUCGCACGGCGCUGACCCGUUUCUCUCCACACAGUUAAAUGACGCUCUGUGUUAUUCGGCCGCGGCUCAAUAUGGUUGCUACAGCGCGGUAGCAGUGUGCUGCACGCACGGGCGCCGCGCGUGCCUGCGCGCAGCGGUGCGCGGCGGCGCGCGCGGUGCGGGCGGCGGCGCCAUCCUGUCGCUGGAGGAGGUGCUCGCGGAGGGCGCUCCGCCGGCCUCGGGCAGGCCGCCGCCCUUCACCAAACAGCAACAGAGAGCUUUACAAGACGCCAUGUAUUAUGCAGCUGAGACUGAUCAUUUAGAUAUAACACUGGAGCUACGCGCUUUGGGCGUGCCGUGGUCGCUGCACGCGUGGACGCUCUCGCUGGCGGCGGCCGCCGAGGCUUCAUUAGACCACGUCAUAGACCAGUUACUACAAGAUUUCUUACAGGUGUGCCCAUCAGACGACAGCCACUACAGCAAGCAGUUUAUCUACGAGUGCCUCCCUCUGCUUUUCAAUAUUUUACGUUACAGCAAGAAGGAGGGCACAGUCCUGCUGCUAGCAGACAUCCUGUGCGCGUGCUACGGCUGGGAGCCGGUGCCGCCGGUGCUGGAGCCGCCGCCCGCCGCGCCCGCGCCCGCGCGCGUCGACCCUUCCUACGUCAACAACCCCUCUCUCGCUGAUGUUACCUUCAGGGUGGAAGGUCGUCUCUUCUACGGGCACAAGAUCGUGCUGGUGUCGGAGUCGCCGCGCCUGCGCGCUAUGCUGGCGCCGCGCGAGCUGCCUGCCGCUGCCGCCCCACCGCUCGUGCAGAUAAAUGAUAUCAGAUACCAUAUAUUUGAACAAGUAAUGAAGUACCUGUACUCCGGCGGCUGCUCGUCCCUGGAGCUGCCCGCGAGCGACGUGCUCGAGGUGCUCGCCGCCGCCUCCUUCUUCCAGCUGCUGCCGCUGCAGAGGCACUGCGAGGCGCGCGCUGCCAAGUCUGUCGACCUGCACAACCUUGUGUCUGUUUAUAUACAUGCUAAGGUUUACGGCGCUACGCAGCUGUUAGAAUACUGCCAAGGAUUUCUUCUACAAAACAUGGUUGCGUUGCUCACAUAUGACGACUCUGUAAAAAGACUUCUGUUUGGCAAGCGUCUGCCUGGACACAAUGUACUCGGGGCUCUACUGACCACGCUACAAAAGAGAAUUGAAUCUAGAAAAACCCAGGCAAAAACGAGG